Molecule: messenger RNA, 930 nt
Organism: Gekko japonicus
Lineage: Eukaryota; Metazoa; Chordata; Lepidosauria; Squamata; Gekkonidae
Product: olfactory receptor 10A5-like
Exons: 1
Coding region: 1-930 (309 amino acids)
Biological process (GO): G protein-coupled receptor signaling pathway
Cellular component (GO): membrane
Molecular function (GO): olfactory receptor activity; G protein-coupled receptor activity
Source: RefSeq, a predicted model, not a curated record
AUGAGAAGAAAUCAGAGCAUGGUGAAUAACUUCCUGUUGUUGGGAUUCUCUAACCUGCUGGACCUAGAAGGCUUGUUCUUUACUGUAUUCCUCACCAUCUAUCUGUUGACUCUGACUGGGAACAGCCUAAUAAUCAUUGUCACAUUGACCGAUCAGACACUCCACAAUCCUAUGUAUUUCUUUCUUAGGAAUCUCAGCUUUCUGGAGAUAUGUUACACCUCAAUUACUGUUCCCAAAAUGCUUGGAAAUCUCCUAUCAGAGGACAAAACCAUUUCAUUCCUUGGCUGUGCUUUUCAAAUGAGCAUCUUCCUCAUCAUAGGGGCAGCUGAGUGUUACAUUUUGGCUGCCAUGGCAUAUGACCGCUAUGUGGCUAUUUGUCAACCCUUGCAUUACACUCUUAUUAUGAGUAGUAGAGUAUGCUAUGAGCUGGUUGCAGCCUCCUGGUUGGCUGGUGUUCCAGUGCAACUUGCCCAGACUUCCUUGGUUUUCACCUCUUAUUUUUGUGACUCCAAUGAAAUAAACCACUUUUUCUGUGAUAUCCCUGCAGUGGUCAACCUUAUAUGUGGAGACGUCUCUAUAAAUGAGCUCGUAGCCCGAGUGGAGGUUGUAUUACUUGCAGUAAUCCCUUUUGCUUUGGUCCUCAUGUCAUAUGUAUGCAUUGCUUCCACUAUUCUGAAGAUACCAUCUGUAGAGGGGAGGUGCAAGGCCUUUUCAACAUGCUCCUCACAUCUGAUGGUUGUGGUGGUUUUCUAUGGCUCUGGAAUGACAGUGUAUCUGAAACCAAAGUCAAGUCAUUCUCUGGAUACGGACAAAUUCCUAUCACUCUUCUAUACCGUCCUGCCACCAUUUAUAAAUCCUCUUAUUUACAGUCUAAGGAACAAGGAGGUGAAAGAGGCACUUGGUAAAGUUUUUCUCAUUCUUCACCCAUGA